AUGGAAAAAGUUGUUAUGGAUACUAGCUAUGUUGUCAAGUUUAUUUAUUCUGGUGAAGCAGCGACAGUUCCAUUGUUGCAUAAUUGGUCGUUUGUUGACCUAUGCAAAUCAAUACGCUCUCGUUUUCCGGAUUUGAUUCAAGGAAAUUUCAUGUUGAGUGAAAGCGUGGUGAGUAAUACAGUGUGUGAGGAUUCUAGUACCAUGCUUGAGGAGAAUGAUUAUUUGGGGUGUUAUAGGGCAGAGGCACCGAAGAGUUAUAUGACGAAAGGUUGGGAGAGUUAUAUUCAUUCUGAAGGCCAAAAGUUUGAGGGUGGGGUUGUUGAGUUUAGAGAUAAGCUGCGUAAGUAUGCCAUAGAAAUUGGUUUUUCAUAUGAGUUUGUUAGAAAUGACAAGGUUCGUGUUAUUGCUCAGUGUUCUAAGAAACAUUCUCAGGGCUGCAAUUGGCUUGUGAAGGCUUAUUUAUGCAGGGUUAAUGGUUUCUUUAUGAUUAAAAGGUUGGUUAAUGUUCACACUUGUCAUGGUGUGAUUCGUUUGCAGAAGAGUAAGAUGAUGGGAUCCAAGGUUGUCAAGUCUAUUGUGCUUGAUAAGAUUCGUGCGAAUCCAAACAAAAAGCCAAUUGAUAUAGCUGAUGAGAUCAAGAGUGAUUAUGGUUUGGAUGUUCCUUAUCGUACAGUUUGGUAUGGUACGGAGUUGGCAAAAACAGCCCUGCAUGGUGAUGAAGCUGAGUCUUAUGCUCAGCUACUUUGGUUCAGUUUCAGCGCAUGUUUGUGA
Molecule: messenger RNA, 771 nt
Organism: Rosa chinensis
Lineage: Eukaryota; Viridiplantae; Streptophyta; Magnoliopsida; Rosales; Rosaceae
Exons: 4
Coding region: 1-771 (256 amino acids)
Source: RefSeq, a predicted model, not a curated record